CGCCGCCCCCUCUUGGCCACUAGUGCUCUUUAUUGGUUGUCUGUGUCCACGCCCUGCAGCCAAUGGCCUGGCGCAGCCCACGCGUGUGCCUGUAUCCUAUUGGCUGAAAGUUACUGUGGGAAAGAAAGUUUGGGAAGUUUCACACGAGCCGUUCGCGUGCAGUCGGCGCUAUAUAAAGAGGGAGCCAAGGAAAGGGCAGCUCACUAGCACCUAGGGCAGCCAGCCAGGCAGGCAGAGCAGGACCUUGCAAACCGCUUUGCUGCUGGACACGGCUUCCUGACACUUUUUUACCCUUGGAUCUUUGCACUUGUUUUGUGAUCAAGAAAAAGAGAACUGUAAACCCGGGACAUUUGGUGAUUUGUUGGGAGACAUCAUCUUUGUGUUUGGAGAAGAUGCCAGCUGAUAUCAUGGAGAAAAACUCUUCUUCUCCUGUGGCUGCUACUCCAGCUAGUAUGAGCAGCACCCCGGAUAAACCCAAAACUGCUUCUGAGCACAGAAAGUCAUCCAAACCCAUCAUGGAGAAGAGAAGGAGAGCAAGAAUUAAUGAGAGCCUGAGCCAACUUAAAACUCUUAUCCUGGAUGCCUUGAAAAAAGAUAGCUCCAGGCAUUCGAAGCUAGAGAAGGCUGACAUUUUGGAGAUGACAGUGAAGCAUCUUCGGAACUUGCAGAGAGUCCAGAUGACUGCUGCCCUUAACACGGACCCCUCUGUCCUGGGGAAAUACAGAGCCGGAUUCAGCGAGUGCAUGAAUGAAGUUACCCGAUUCCUGUCCACUUGUGAAGGGGUCAACACAGACGUCCGGACCCGGCUCCUGGGACAUCUGGCCAACUGCAUGAACCAGAUCAAUGCCAUGAACUACCCAGCGCAACCCCAGAUCCCAGCUACAGCUGGAGCCCACCCUACCUUCGGACAGCCCUUGGUGCAGCUUCCAGGAGGAGCUCCUCAAAGCAGCCCGGCUCCCUUGGGUGGGGUUCCGUGCAAGAUGGGUGGUCCACCAGUGGAAGCUGGCAAGGUCUAUGGUGGCUUCCAGCUGGUGCCAGCUUCAGAUGGACAAUUUGCCUUUUUGAUCGCAAACCCAGCCUUCCCACACAACGGAUCUGUUAUCCCCGUGUACACUAACUCCAGUGUGGCAACCGGACUACCAGCUGCAGUGUCCCCCUCCAUGAUGCCCUCAGUGACUGCAGACUCCGUGUGGAGGCCCUGGUGAAAUGACUUGGACUUUGAAGGACUUUCUGCUAGGAAGCGUUUAUUAGUUCUCAAUAGUAUUUUGUAGAGAGUGAGGAUCUGCUCUUUCUGUAAAUGUGAGAUGUUCAUAUUGAAUGUAUUAUAAAAUAACAAUUUAUAUUUCGUUUUGUACACGAAAUCAUGUUUUUAUAUGAUGCCAAAGACAUGGAAUUAUGCUCUUAAACAUUUCUUCCUAUUUUGGAAGUAUUAUUUGUACUUAAUAAAACUGCACAUUGUAUUUUCUUGAA
This is a messenger RNA of Spea bombifrons (plains spadefoot toad), 1470 nucleotides long. It is a transcript of the gene HES1, whose product is annotated as hes family bHLH transcription factor 1. The record is from RefSeq and is a predicted model, not a curated record. Gene Ontology annotation, biological process: regulation of transcription by RNA polymerase II; anterior/posterior pattern specification; regulation of neurogenesis. Bases 393 to 1205 code for a protein of 270 amino acids. Gene Ontology annotation, molecular function: DNA-binding transcription factor activity, RNA polymerase II-specific; RNA polymerase II cis-regulatory region sequence-specific DNA binding; protein dimerization activity. The transcript has 4 exons. Lineage: Eukaryota; Metazoa; Chordata; Amphibia; Anura; Pelobatidae. Gene Ontology annotation, cellular component: nucleus.